Molecule: messenger RNA, 1608 nt
Organism: Stomoxys calcitrans (stable fly)
Lineage: Eukaryota; Metazoa; Arthropoda; Insecta; Diptera; Muscidae
Product: pickpocket protein 19-like
Exons: 6
Coding region: 1-1608 (535 amino acids)
Biological process (GO): sodium ion transmembrane transport
Cellular component (GO): membrane
Molecular function (GO): ligand-gated sodium channel activity
Source: RefSeq, a predicted model, not a curated record
AUGAAAUCCAAGUUAUUUUUACAACCAUCGAAAACCAAAAGCGGUUUGGCUGAAUUUCGUGGUGGAAUUUUGGAAGGCCUACUUAAUAUUUCCACAGUGCAUGGUUUGAAUAGAGUUUUUUCGAAAAGCUCCCACGUCAUAGAGAGGUUACUUUUCAUCAUUGGCUUUGUGACGGCCUGCCUAGUUUUUGCCGAUGUUACGCGUGAGAUUGGUUUCAUCAAUAAACAUUAUCCUCUGAAAACUGUUAUUGCCGAUCUUCAUUAUCCUGUUUUCAAAAUUCCCUUUCCGGAAAUUAUCAUAUGCAACAAAAAUCGUCUCAAUUGGCAGAGGUACAAUGAGGCCAAGCAGAAAUUUCUUCAGCAAAGACAUUGGACGCCAAAACAUGAGCAACUUUUCAUAGACACUCUCAAUGCCUAUGAUACUCUAAGUUUUGGCAAAUUUGACAAUUUUGGCAACAUUUCCAAUUUGUAUCCACCCAUUCUGUUGAAUGAAUUGAAUUAUUUGAACUUCUCUGUCGUGGUGAAAUUUAUGGCCUGGCAAUGCCAGGAAAUUUUCUCCGAAUGCUUUUGGCUAAAUCGCCCGUAUGAUUGUUGUGACAUAUUCUCACUGCGCAAAUCCAGCAAGGGAUUUUGUUUGGCCUUUAAUUCCAUGGAAACGGAAGAGGGUAAGCGUAGGGGUAAAAAUGAUCCUUACUAUCCCUGGCGUAGUUGGGGCAGGGGCUCACGUCAUGGACUGAAGCUUCGCAUAUUUCCCAGAAUACAUCAGCAUUCACCGGGCAGUGUUGAAACCAAGGGGAUAAUGAUGAUGUUGGUCGAACCCUAUGUAUGGUCCUAUAUAGGCAAUGAGAUAGGUGUCAAUACACGUGCCAUGGUAUCCAUAUCGGCUUUUCUGCAUUAUUUCGAUUCGACCACACGCAGGUUUCCUUCGCAUAUAAGAAAAUGUGUUUUUGAGGAUGAGUUGGAGAGUAUGUUUUACAAAUCCCUAAUCAAUCAUCGUUAUAUGUUUGAAAACUGUCAGGCCGAAUGCCAACAGGAAUAUUUGUUGAAAUUUUGCAAUUGCACUGUGGAUAUAUUUUUUCCACCAGAUAAGUACAGAGCAUGUCGUUUGAGCGACUUGCCUUGCUUAUAUAAACAUAAUGAUUUUUUACAAGUUUUCGAACAACUGGGCGAGCAUGAAUAUGUAACCCAACAUGUAAAGGGCAUGGCUUGUCCCUGCUUUUACAAUUGCAAAUCCUUGAGUUACUUUACGGAUAUUCGACAAGAAAAUUUGGGAAAUAAAGCUGAGUUGGAGGCUAAUGAAACCGAAAUUCGAUUGGAGGUUUACUUUUUAUGGGAAACCAUAAAACUGUAUGAGACCACAGCAGUUUAUACCCUAAUUGACUUGAUGGCUUCCUUGGGCGGCUUGGCCAGCCUUUGCAUUGGUUGCUCUCUAGUGGGAGUCAUGGAGUUGUUAUAUUUUUUGUUCUUGAAUGUACCAAAGCGUAUAGUUUUAUGUUCCAUAGCUGCGAGGCGUGUCAAAAGUAUUCCCAAGAAAAUGGUGAAAACAAAGAAGGUUUUGUUUCACAAGAUUACGCCGGCAAUGCCCUUAAAUAAGCGUCGCAGUGCCUGA